Molecule: messenger RNA, 942 nt
Organism: Fusarium musae
Lineage: Eukaryota; Fungi; Ascomycota; Sordariomycetes; Hypocreales; Nectriaceae
Exons: 2
Coding region: 1-942 (313 amino acids)
Source: RefSeq, a predicted model, not a curated record
AUGGCUGAACGACCGCGAUUCGACGUGCCAGACAGCAAAGCCGCCAAAGUCAGCAUCAUCGACUCCAGCUUGAGACUGUCGGGCAUGCCACUCACUCAUCUCAUGAAACCGGCGAUGGAAGGACUCGAUGCGAUGCCAACACUGACAACAUGGUCGUUCCUAGUUGAAAGUUCUUCAGGGAAGAAAGCACUCUUUGAUCUGGGCGUUCCGAAGGAGCCGUUGAAGAAUUUCUCGCCAAAGGAUGCUGAUACGAUAAGAAGAAACUCGAACUGGGACGUGCAUGUUUCGAAGAAUGUUGCAGAUAUUCUUGCUGAGAACAACGUACAGCCGUCGGAGAUUGACAGUGUGAUAUGGAGGGGCAGAGCGCUGAGAGAGAUUGACUUUGAACACCAACCCCUUCAGAUCGGCCCAUUUCGUGCCUUUGACUUCUUCGGCGAUGGUUCAUUCUAUCUUCUUGAUACACCAGGCCAUGACAUUGGUCAUCUGGCAGGUCUUGCUCGUACAACUACCAGCCCUGAUACCUUCAUCUUCAUGGGAGGCGAUCUAUGCCACCAUGGAGGCGAGUUACGUCCAUCGAAGUACCUACCAUACCCAUCAAAUCUCUCAGAGCAUCUAUCACUCUCAGAUUCACUCCGUCUCCAUCUGUCCCAAUGCCCCGGUAGUGCUUUCGGCGACAUGAAUGUCGAGCGUGGACGGGCCGCUGGUGAGACAUUCUUUGACCCAGCAAUUGGGUGUGAUAAGGAACUAGCGAUAAAGACGAUUAAAGAGGCUCAGAAAGCAGAUGCACAAGACAAUGUCUUCUUUGUGUUUGCCCAUGAUACAACUAUGUUUGGUGUUAUCGAUAUGUUCCCUAAGCAAGCGAAUGAUUGGAAGAAAAAGGGUUGGAAGGAGAAGACGUUCUGGAAGUUUUUGAACGAUUUUGCAGCUGCGCUGAAGCCUUAG